AGAGCGCUCGUGUCGUGAGAUCCGUCAAAUUUGGACAGAUCAGCCAACUCUACACACACAUACUGCUACAACAGAUUAUCCCUCCAGACUCACAAAAAUACUGCGUCCGCUUCUUUGUUGCCGUAUUUGCGGCGAAAUCAGGACAAAUCUGCGGACGUUGCUGCCGCAUUUAAAGAAGAGUCACUUACCCCACAUUUCCCGGAAAUACAGCGCAGAGGGCAUCGGUGUGAGGAUGGCUGCCUACAAACUGGUGCUGAUCCGCCAUGGAGAGAGCUGCUGGAACCAGGAGAACCGCUUCUGCGGCUGGUUCGACGCGGACCUGAGUGACACCGGGGAGCACGAGGCAAAGAGGGGUGGACAGGCCUUGAAAGACGCUGGCUAUGAAUUCGAUAUUUGCUACACCUCUGUCCUAAAGAGGGCCAUCCGCACCCUGUGGUUUGUUCUGGACAGCAUCGACCAGAUGUGGCUGCCCGUCCACCGGACCUGGCGCCUCAAUGAGCGCCACUACGGUGGCCUGACUGGGCUGAACAAGGCUGAAACGGCAGCCAUACAUGGAGAGGCCCAGGUCAAGAUCUGGAGGCGCUCCUUUGACAUUCCUCCCCCAUCCAUGGAUGAUGGGCAUGACUUCUACCAGUCUAUAAGCAAGGACCGGCGUUAUGCCGACCUGACGGAGGACCAGCUUCCCAGCUGUGAGAGUCUCAAGGACACCAUCGCCAGGGCUCUGCCUUUCUGGAACGAAGAGAUCGUCCCACAGAUCAAAGAGGGGAAGAGGGUGCUGAUUGCUGCCCAUGGCAACAGCCUCCGGGGCAUCGUCAAGCAUCUGGAGGGUAUGUCAGAGGAGGCCAUCAUGGAGCUGAACCUGCCCACAGGUAUCCCCAUCGUGUACGAGCUGGACAAGAACCUGAAGCCUUUAGGACCCAUGCAGUUUCUGGGAGAUGAGGAGACCGUCAAGAAGGCCAUGGAAGCUGUCGCUGCUCAGGGCAAAGCCAAGAAAUAGACCCCCCCGAUGAGCUAGAGUACAGAUCAAUCAUGUGCUGUUCCGUUAUUAAGUUAUUAUAAAGUCACUUACUGUUACAGUCAUCACACAGACACACAAUGUGCACUUUAUUUUGAUGAUACCCAGCUUUCGCACGAUUGAUUUGAUUAGUCUUUACUUUGUGACAUACUGAAACACACAUGUCAUUAUUACACAGUGGAUAUUAGCUGUGAUAUGGUUUAAGCACUGACCAAAAUGCAAAAUAUGGGACCAGCAAGUAGGAGCAAACGUAGACUAACCCUGCAGAGUCUCCCCAUGUAUUAAUUCAUAUUUCCGAUCCAUGUAGGUGAUGCUCAGAGGGAGCAGUGGCUUUAACCUAUAAAGAAACACUGGCUGUUGUUAAAAAGGCAGGUUGCUAUGCUCUGCAAUGCUGAUUUAUGUUUGAUGUGGCAUUGUGAGAAAAAUAAUAAAUGUUGUGAGCCAUUAUGUGAUGAAAUCUUU
Molecule: messenger RNA, 1477 nt
Organism: Cottoperca gobio
Lineage: Eukaryota; Metazoa; Chordata; Actinopteri; Perciformes; Bovichtidae
Gene: pgam1b
Product: phosphoglycerate mutase 1b
Exons: 4
Coding region: 233-997 (254 amino acids)
Biological process (GO): glycolytic process
Molecular function (GO): intramolecular phosphotransferase activity
Source: RefSeq, a predicted model, not a curated record